This is a messenger RNA of Prorocentrum cordatum, 320 nucleotides long. The record is from the annotation of a GenBank genome assembly. Lineage: Eukaryota; Dinophyceae; Prorocentrales; Prorocentraceae.
GCGCCCGGCAGUGAGCCCGAACAGCCCGUGUCGGACUCCAUCGCGCUAGGCGUGGUCACGGCCUGGCUCCGGGUGCCCUUCGGCGUGCUCCUGGCUUUUGGAUUGAGGCUCGGCGGCGGCCGCGGCGUCCUCUCCGAGCUCUGGGACGGCUGGCUCCGCACUUAGACCCAAGCCCCUGCCCCAGGGGCGGAUCCCUGGGGGAGGGAGGUUCGAGGGCCUCGAGGUGUUCUCCAGGCCUCCAGAUUCGAAGGAGAAACAAAUAAUUUUUCGGCGCUCCGCGCGGAUUUCUUGGAUCUGCGCUGGGGCCCCCAGGCGGCGCC